This is a messenger RNA of Arthroderma uncinatum, 1722 nucleotides long. RefSeq lists its product as uncharacterized. The transcript has 3 exons. The record is from RefSeq and is a predicted model, not a curated record. The coding region runs from base 1 to 1722 and encodes 573 amino acids. NCBI's taxonomy places the organism in Eukaryota, Fungi, Ascomycota, Eurotiomycetes, Onygenales, Arthrodermataceae.
AUGGAAUCAUCACCGCUUGUCCUGGCGCAUACUCACGCCCGAAAUGCGUUGCAUGAGACUCGCAAGGCCAACCCUGUCGCCGCGAGCGAGGAACAUGACCUCGCAGCGGGCGAGUUUGCCAGCGCACGACAGUCGACCUCUGACCCCAGUGCUGCCAGGACACUGCGACUGCUAGAAGACCACCAUAAACAGCUGGCUGCAAUUAUCCGGUUUCAGCACGAAAAUCCCCCGUCAACCUCGGACACAGAGCGGAAGCCGCCAGAUGGGACACUAGAACUAACACCAAACCCAACGACGACAACAACAGAUCCUGCGACACAUAAAGUACCCGGCUUGGCGUCAACCGGGCAACAGCAGCAUCCCCCGCGGCUGCUCUCACAGGGCAGCUCGGGUUCUCGCAAUUCGUCGAUUGCUGGGAAUCUCGCCUCUGCGCGGGGGAUACCCUCUCAAAGACAGCACUCCAACCCAGUUUCGCCCACGGUAUCAGCCCAGAAUGCGCGAGCACGGAUGGCAGGCUCACCCGUCCGAGCGAGGCAUCGAGACGGCAGCAUACGGGUUGAUCCUCUUUCGACUGACGCCCAGGUCUCACAACAACGUCCACAGGGAGGGAAACACUCCUGGGUGCCUCCGAUCAGUCCGACCCAGGUAACGUCCCAGGAGUAUGUCUCGCCGUAUAUCAAAGACACUGCCAUGGCUGGACUAAGGUCUAUCGCCGGAGAUGAGCCAUUUUGCCGCUUCUAUUCUACGUUUGAAGGCGUCAUAUCAAAGCUCUCUGCGCCCCUUGCGUUUGCCAGUCUCCCUCUAGGCGUUGACUCCGCUCAGCCACGCCUUCUCUCAGGGCAAAAGGCCACUGCGGCGGAUACCAAGACCAAUACAGACUCCGCCGUAGCUGAUUUUACAAGCUUCUCAGACAAGGGCCCAGACGUAUCCAAGCUUGUGUCUAGUGCUGCCCUGAGAGCUAUCAAGGACAAAGAUGGCCACUUUGCAUCACAUAAUCCCGCGGAAUCAUUCUAUGUGGUGCCCACAGCUGGUGGAAUGAUAUCAUACGCCGGAAUACUUUCUCGGGCAGAAAAGGAGGCAGUCAAGAACAGCAUGGAAUCCGUUGAAGAUGAUUUCGUUGAUGCUAGUGAAAACCCCCCUUCUCCUGAAGAAUUCUUACAUAAAAGCUCGGCCAGGCUAGAUCGCAGCACAACCUUACAGUCACGAAAGAAUAAAACCGACCUAUCGAGGACGUCUAAAACAGCCGAGGAGCUUCAGAUAGAAAAUGAAGCCCUGAGACAUCUCUCUGAUACACUGGCUAAACGCUUACAUAUGUGGGAGGUCAAUGCACAGUCUUCCUCAUUAGCUCUCCAACAGUCUAUCCGUGCCAUGCAUAACCAACAUGCCAUCUCAUCCCGUCAGACCUCUCCCGCGGCUUCGACUACUGGUGAAGUCAUUGCGCCUGUACCUAAUGCAGUAACAGAUUUGCGAAUUAGGGAGUUACAGGAAUUGGUAAAAAACCACGAAAGAGAGUUAGAUAAGGUUAGCUACGAGAAUGAGAAGCUCAGGGCCGUGGUUGAAAGGUAUAGAGAGCGAUGGGAGAAACUAAAGGAAGGGGCCCGGGUCAGGCGCGAAAGUGGCAAUGGGAGCGGAGUAAGUAGGGCUUCCAGCAGAAUACCCAAGGAGAUCAAAGAGACAGAAGAGGAAGAAGACUGUACGCAACGGGUACAACAGGCCCCAUGA